CAUCCAGUUCGCUCAUCUCAAAGUCUCAGCUAUUGAAUUGGUUUUCAGGUAAAUGUCUAAAUAUGUGUGGUUACCACAGGCCUAGGAUAUUUACAUGUUUUGUUCGCAGAGACUUAUCUACUCAUGAAUCCGUCUUUACCGGUUGACUUAAGUUGUAAACUAUUCUAAUGCUAUCAUAAAAUGUGUAGAUAUGAAAAUCUGCAUAGUAAUUGUGCAGUAAAAAGCAUAGCGGUGCCAACGUUUAAGUCAUGCGACUGCAGUGUAGUCUGUUUAUAGCCUGACAUUAGUUAGGGAGUUAUUUCUGCUUUGAUAAUCACACAAGUGGUGUUCAUCUGAGUGUCAUAAACUGGGGUUUGUCACUGGGAUUAUUUUCAGUGAUACUCCAAAAUCCAAUCCAGUGAUCCUAUAGUUUUAUCCAAGGGGAAGCAAGGUGCAAUGCUAACUUCAGUGUUAGCAUGUAAACACAAAUCUUCCCUAGGCUGAAACACGAAGCCCCGCCUGCAGGACCGUGCACUGCUGGUCGGACCAAUCAGACGAUUUCCUUCUUGACGCUUUUGAACGCGUGGACACACCUCAAAGCUUUGACAGAGUUACUCGAGGACCACAGAGACCCGACUGUCAUGGACUUUCCUCCACAGCCAUCUGACCUCAACCCCAUUCAACAUUUAUGGGGGACACUUGAAGAGUGACAAAGCCAAGCAUUCAGUGACACCAUAAGAGGCUAACUCCUCAGUAUUUGACGAGAUGGGAAUGUGACUCAGAAAUGAACUUUUCUUACAAAUAGCACAUUAAAAGACCCCUUGGUAGUUUUCUAGAGCUAGAAUUGAUUUUCUUAUUCUUAUUCUUCUCAUUAUUACUAUGAUUAUCAUUACUUGGUGUCUAACUGGGGCUCAAUGUUAAUGUAAUGAAUCAAGCAAAGGAAGUUAUUUAAUAGGUACACAAAUGAACAUUGUGCGUUGGUGGGAGCUUUUCAUGUGUCUGUGUUCUCAGAAUGACCAGCCUCCAUUGCAAACCAUACAGCUCAGCUCAGCAGGUGAAAAGAGAAAGCCUCUCUCUCUCUAUCUCACACACACACACACACACACACACACACACACAAAGGUGAAGCAGGGAAGAAGAAUUGGAUGACACACAAUGACGGACAGAGGGAGGGACUGAAUUACCAUAGAAACUGGUCAGACUGUUCAGAGAAGCGAUAGAGAAAAGGUGAAAGCUGAAGUGGUUCGAACUAUCAAGGUCAGCGGUCACCCAAGCGUCUCCCACGCUGAUCACUUUUUACGGCUGAUGUUUGCUGGGCUUUUUUUUUUUUUUUUUUUUUAAAUAAGCCAUAUUUUCAGGCUGCUGGCAUAUAGCUGGACAGCAGCUGAAGCCUUUUUGGAUGUGUUUUUGUGUGUUUUCUUUUGGUUAUUCUGAUGGGCAAAAGAACAGAAGCCAUAUGGAGUAAAAGUCCUUGCCGGCGCAGGUGAACAUCUGGCACCAUCUGGAAAUCUACUGUACAGGAUUAGGAUCGUACAACAUGACCAUUAGACACUACCAGAACAAGGAUGACUGAGAGGAAGCCUGACGGAAUCUCAAACGUACAAGCCACAGCCUUUUUCGUCCUCUUCCUCACCUAAAAAUAUAUUCGUCUCACAAUGUCAUCAAGAGGUGGUGUACCUCCUAACAUCAGUGUCUCGGUACUCCAAGACUCCCUAGACUCCUUGUUACCAUCUCCUUCCACGACCCCUCCGUCUCCGUCUUGCAGCAUAGAUGAGUCCUACAAGUACAUCUUCCUUCCCAUCUGUUACUCUUUCACGUUCAUCUUCAGCAUUUCCCUUAACUCGAUCAUCCUCUACCGCUCAUUCCGCCAGACCAAGCGCUGGAAUGCUUCGCUGAUCUACAUGGUCAACCUGGCGUCGACGGACUUCAUGUACGGCCUGUCGCUGCCGUUCCUUGUGGCUAGUUACAUCAUGCGUGACCGCUGGGUGUUCGGUGACUUCAUGUGCCGCCUGGUCCGUUUCCUCUUCUACUUCAACCUCUACUGCUCCAUCUUCUUCCUUACUUGCAUCUCUGUCCACAGAUACCUCGGUAUCUGCCACCCGAUGAAAGUCAUCACACUGGAGACCAAGAAGGCUGUCAAGUGCACCUGCGUCGUGGUUUGGAUUGUGGUGUUUGCCUUGACCUGCCCCAUCUUCCGGUUUGCUCAGACUGGUCACGUGACGAGAUUGGCGGGGUUUGGCUGCAAUGCAAGUACUACUGACGACCAAAGCCAUGAGGUGUCAUUGAUGAAUUGUAAUGCCAGCUAUGGUCACUCAGAGGGGGUCGUUGAGAAGUAUCAGAACUGCUGGGACGAUGCCAUAGAUAAGGAGUUUCCUGAUUACGUGCCCUAUGGCAUCAUACUCCAUUUGCUGGGCUUUUUUGGGCCUUUUUCCAUCAUAGCUUGGUGUUACUCUCACGUUGUGCUGACUAUAUUUAGGACUCUACACUCUCAGCCGUCAUCACGGAGAGUUCAGAGAGACAAAGGACGCGAAGGGAUGGAGAAAAGAGAGAGAAGUAGCCCCGCAAUAUCUGGACGAAAAAGAAGAGGGAGCAAUGGAACGUUGAGGGCAUUAGGAAGACAAGAAGGGACUUCCAUUUUCCUUGGCGCCCACUCCCCUUAUGCCAAUCGCAGACGUAAAUCUAUCAAGACAAUCAUCACCAUCACCCUUUUAUUUGCUCUCUGUUUCUUCCCUUUUCAUGUCACUAGAACCAUCUUCCUUGUGUUGAAGGUCACCAAAGGAGUUCCCUGUCACACUAUGACCAUGGUGUCCAUGUGCUAUAAGAUCACGAGACCUUUAGCAUCAUUCAACGCAUGGCUCAAUGCUCUCCUCUACUUCCUGACGAAAGACAAGGGGGGAGCCAACUGCUGCCAAGCGGUGAACACCACCACCCAAUCACACGGUGGACUUCUAUUGCCGCUGAGGAUGAUGGGAAAACAGGGGGAUACGGCAGAGGGAGGGAUCGAAGACGAAACUGACAAUAAGGAGAAUAAAGUGUUUCAGAACUGUCCGUCAUACAUGAACAGAGCAAAAGUCAGAUAUAUAGUUGAAUGAAUGUUUGCAUAAGGAAUGAAAUAAUGAGAUUUUAGAUGCACUGUAGGUUGUCCUAAACUAAAUGUUAUAUCAUAUACAAAGUGAUCACGGUAGGAAAAGCAAUGAUUAAAGAAGACCCAAGCAAGAAUCAUAAUAUGCUUUUGAUUCUAAGUUCAUGUACCUACUGCUGUUCUGCUACAAGCCAUACCUUGACAUUUACCUGGUGGAUGAAUGCAAUCCCAAUCUGAGAUCGCUGUGUUAGUGUUGUUCCUAGAAAUUCCCAAUUUAUGUUGUGAAAGGGUCUAUCCAAACCAAACCAUGUUUCACCUACACCAGACAAAGUAUUUCAGUUGCCUAAACCUAGCCAAGCAGCAACACGAAACUGAAAAGAAAUGUGAAACGCUAAGUCAAAUUAGUGUACAAAUUGAAUAGUAUAAUAAUAUGUUUCAAGCAGUAUAUAAACCCCAUUCUCCAGACUGAGAGUGCUGUGCUUGACCCACUCAGCCAAGACCGAUUGCCACAACUGUAGUUUUUUUGAAGUAACAGUCCUGGAGCAAUCAUUGAUCCUGAUCAAAACCAACAAUGCCCCGCCAAGCAAUGGCAUUAUUGGUCAGUUGCAAUGAUGAUCCUGGAACAAAAUGAGUCAUUAACGAUUCUAGAAACAACACCACCACCACAGCGAUAUCCGAUACAAUGUAAAUGAAUAUUCAAAUGUAACAAACCAUUAAGGAGAUAAUCUGUUUUAUUUCAGGAGGUGUGUGUUUAUAGUGUGUUAUAGAUUAAAUGUGCUACACUAGGAUCACCGAUUCCCCUAUUCAGGCCAGAGUAUGCUUGGAAUUGAAUUGUUUGUGCGAUGUUUCGUCCAACCCGGUCUCAAGGCGAAAGGGUUUCUAUGAAAAGCCUGUGGUCAUAGAAGAUGUUCCUCCAUUGUACACAACGUAAUUGUGUGGAGGAUGAGUAAGUUGAACAGAGUUUGACACAGACAUGUAAAACCUCCAGACAUUCACACCACACAUUGUUGGGGCAGGGGGUUUCAGUCGCCGUUAGACACCGUUACCUUACUUUCGUUACUCAAUCCAGCUUAAGGCAUCCCAUGCUAAAUUCACAGACUGCAGGAAAAUCCGACUUUAUUCCUCAAAUCAGAGGUUUAAGACAGACUGUCCGCACGAUUAUAUUGCAAAUGAUUGGACUGGAAUUUUUCGUGUAACUACAUACAUAUGCUUUCCAACAACAGAAGCAUGAGAAACUGAAAUCCACCACCUUGUCCUCCAAACAAUCAUGCCGCCAGGUUGCGGAGCAGAUGUUUACUUCAGCGUGAUUAUUCUUAGACUGACGUUCACUGUGUAGUCUUCCAUACCGAUCGAAUAGUAGAAACCUGGAUGCUGCUCUGCUGCACUUCAGUCUCUCUGGAUCUGACAUCGCUGUCGUGCAUCGUGCUGCGAGUGUCACAAAAGAUGCUUUGAAAUAUGACAUGAGUGGCCAGAGUUUUCAAGACUGAGACGCAUCUAUAGAAAUCAGAUUUUAAUCGAAUUUCAAAUUGUCUCCAAAAUUUUCCCUGAAAUGGAUCUGGAUAAAAUCAGGAUAUUCAGAAAGAUGGAUUUGGGCCAUCAGUCUGAACAAGGCCUUCAUUAGUGCGGUCCGAUUUUUCACCCAUCUGCUGAGGAAAUGUGACUCUGAUUACUCUCUCUACUGUUGUGGUGGUGCUACAUUCCAUAGGUCAGUGUUUAGUGUUUAGUAUUCCAUUGACAGUGUGCUGGUGCAGUUACUAUCUACCUUGAACGAAAAUGCCCUCCCAUUUAUUUGGAGAAACCCAGAGACGGCAAAAUAAAAUGCAAUAAAAUACAUAAUGUACUAUACAUAUCAAUCUUCUCUUCCACUAAUCUGAUACUGGUACCAUAUGUGGAAAAUAAAUGCAACUCACUCAACUGAGGAUUCACAGUUAUAUGUGCCAUUUUAGUUCAGCCAAACACAAUAGUAUGACUUGAUGAAGAUCGUACGGACAUAUGAAACACACAUGCUUCAAAGGAAGUGCAUCGUAGAUCAUGGGACGGCGGUUGAAGCCCCUUUACCCCCCCAUCCUCUCCGUCAUCAGACUUGGUGGGGUUGCGUCAGACAAUUUUUGGUACUUCCAAAAACUGACAAACCAAUAUUCACGGCCACUUUAUACCAGGCAUGUGGUUACUUUUUGCUUGAGCAAAUGAGUGCAACACUACGAAAGCCUGUAAAUAGAAACAGAAAAGAGUCGACUGUUUCUUACCCCCUUUUGGAACAACUUUUGCCUUUCAGAAUAGAUAAUAGCACCAUGAUAAUAAAUUAUAUCUAGGGAUGCACGGUAUUGGGUUUCUUUUUGCCCCUAUCCAAUUUGCCCAUAUUUUACAAUGCAUUUGGCCAAGAACCGAUACCGAUGUUUGUGGAUUUUCCACUUCCCAAACAUGCCACCAAAAGCAAUUGCAACUGCAGCUGCAGUGUGAGAUCCUCGGCACUCUCAUGAAUGAAGGACAGCCUUUUUAGUAUUCCGUCCCUCCAUUGUGCCAUGAGGCUCAACAUGCUAACAGGGCUAACACUUGACUACAAAAUGUCUGUCGUAAAAUUCAACCAAACGACACUGGCAACGAGCUUCUCAACAUUGUUGCAAAUGACUGCUUGCAACUCAGGUGAGGCCACAUCAGAAAAAUACCUCCGACUGGGGACCGUGUAGCGAGGCGGCUCACGUCAUCCUCGCACUGGUGACAUGACGUGGAAGUCAUGCAUUUGAUCAAGGAAGCAGCAGUCUAUUAUUGUAUCUGUUUAUUACAUCGGCGGAUAUCAGUAUGUUGACCGAUGUUAGCUAGUUCAUUUUAAAGCCAAUAUCAGCUGAUACAGAUAACGCGCUGAUAAUAUUGUGCAUCCCUAGUUUUAUAGCACCAUAGUGCAUGACAACCAACACCACAGCUUGGACUAACAAUUAAACGGAGAAAUAAUUUUCAUGGCUUAAAAAUCCCCCCACUGCACUUUUGAUUUUGAUUUUGUAUUUAAACUGAUAUCCUGUGAAUGCAGAGGCAAGGUGCGGUAUCCACAGCCUUAUGUCUAACUCCUGAGAAAAUCUAAAUCUGAUUCGAAGGUAUCGUUUCUUGAUUGUUUGCUUGAUAUAAGAAAGGAAACUCAAUCAAGACCUUAAGCAUUAUCAUGUGUAGUUUUACCUUUUAUGGCUUCAUGUAUUUAUUUUAAUUGUAUUUAUGGAAACCUGUUUGAAUUAUACUGUCUGCUCUUAUAGAAUCAAAUUCCUGAAUGAAUAUUCAUCGUAUUUAGAUCAAAAUGAUCUAUUAUAUAAAUCAUGAUUUUGCUGCGUAGUGUGCAGUGGACCACCUGAUUCCGGUUGUACGAUCUGUUCCCUGUAACCCCUAAAAUAUAGGAGAGAGAGAGGGAGGCAGAAAGAGAAUUGGGCUGUCAGUCUGUAAACUAAUGUCAGUGUACUCUCAUGUCCUCUAUAGAUAGCUAGUGCUAGCACAGUGCUUUCGGACUUAUUAUGACUUCUACUGUGAUUAGGUCAGCUGAUAAUACAAUCAAUCAAUCAACCAAUCAGUCAACCAAUCAAUCAAUCAGUUUGUCUCGCUUUGUUCAUUCUUGUUCACAGAAGUCAUUCCCUAGCACCUCCCUCCCGAUGACAUUAUGUUUCGUGACUUUGAUAAAGAAGGCCAGCUAUGAUUUUAUUUGAAUUCAUGACCAUAUGAUCACAAACUGAACGCUGCAGGGUCUAUCCAAGCUAACAUCGGGCCAGCGGAUGGACAGGUCACCAGUUAAUCUAUUUAAGACCAUAUUGUCAAAUAUGUUCCUAAUUAGAUUGGUCCACUGCCAACUCAACAUCACAGUUUUUGACAGCCAGGGAAUGAGACUCAUCAACACCUUUCUUCGGAUUCACUUACUGCACCUUUAACUGUUAAUCCACACUGGUUUCACUGUUUUAUCAUGUUGUCAUAAACAUUGUUACUGUUUUCUUAUUACUGUAUUACUCUAUUAUUUCUCUUAUUUUGUCUUGAUGAUCUUUUAAUGCAGCUUUCAGUGUAAGUUAUUAUGCUGAUAUUGUUUUUUUUGUUGUUGUUGUUGUUGUAAAUAUGAGACAUUUUGGUGUGACGAAUGCACUUAAAUAAAACAUGAUUUAAACUGCAAUGUUGGACAAAUUAAAAUUUGACCUGUUGGUGACA
Acanthopagrus latus (yellowfin seabream) is the source of this 7231-nucleotide messenger RNA. Its product is annotated as P2Y purinoceptor 3-like. Gene Ontology annotation, molecular function: oxysterol binding; G protein-coupled receptor activity. Gene Ontology annotation, cellular component: membrane. Lineage: Eukaryota; Metazoa; Chordata; Actinopteri; Spariformes; Sparidae. Gene Ontology annotation, biological process: G protein-coupled receptor signaling pathway. The transcript has 2 exons. The record is from RefSeq and is a predicted model, not a curated record. Bases 1635 to 3071 code for a protein of 478 amino acids.